UAAUAAAGGAAUUAAAUUGUGUUUGUUAGUCACGGUCAAAUAACUUAAACUUUAUUUAUGAUGUGCAGUAACAAUAUAUCUGACUACAAACUGCUAGAAAUACUUAAAAAUGGCAUGAUUGGAACGGUUUACAAAGCAGAAGAUAUAAACAACAAAUGCUUGGCUGUUAAAAAAGUUUCUAUGGAUCAGCCAAUGGAAAAGCUUACACUAUUGUUUAACGAAGUUUUAACUGUUCGUCGGCUUCAACAUAGAAAUAUAAACACUAUCGUCAGUUGUUUUUUGUACAAGCAGUAUGUUUAUUUGACUUACAAGUUUAUGUGUUUUGGAAAUUGUGAAGUGCUGCUAAAAAACGUGUAUACUUCUGGGUUUCCGGAAGUUGCAAUAGCACUCAUUUUAAAGGAUGUAUUAUCAGCACUUACUUAUAUUCACUCCGAGCAUUAUGUUCAUGGAUCAGUAAGGGCUAAGCACAUACUCUUAAGUCCCAGAAAAGCAGUUCUAUCAAAUUUUAGUUACUGUCAAAGUUUUAUUAGUCAAGGAGAAAAAAAAACGUUUAUAUUUGGAUCAACGGUUGGAAUAGAAAAAGAGUUGUAUUGGACAGCACCAGAAGUUUUAUAUCAAAACCUUUCUGGUUACACUGAAAAAAUAGAUAUUUAUUCCAUCGGAAUUACUUGUUGCGAAAUGGCAAACGGGUUUCAACCCUUUAAAGACACAGAAUUAACAUACAUGUAUAUUGAAAAAGUGCGUGGAAGUCUGCAGGUGCUACUGGAUAAAAACAGCCUUUUGGAAAAUCAAGGUUCCCUAUCCCUGGAGCACACAAAUAAACGAAUUGCUCGUGAUGUAAUUGUAAACAAAUCAUUUUCGGAAAACUUCCAUCAAUUUGUUGAACUAUGCUUGAAUAAAAAUCCAUUGUCUCGAUGGGCAGCAUCAAAAUUAAUGACACACUCGUUUCUUAAGCAAUGUCGGAAUACCAGUCUUUUGGACCAAUUGAAAGACUUAGGCCAAAAAAUGUCAAAGUUCAAAAGAAAUGAACAUGAAAUAUUCUCUGAUGCUCGGGGCAGCCACAACCCUCAACCAAAUGAUACAAUAUGGAAAUUUUAAGAACUGUUUUAUUGUUUUUCUGAUCACUUCGGUGCCUUUAGUACAGAAUCUACAUAAUUAAUUAUUCUUGCUUUCUAUUUAUUUAGGGGUUUAGAACAGCUGACUGUGCAAAAAUUAAAUUUAUGUAUACUAUAUUUUAUUUAGAUGAGCAAAAUUUAGAUGGAAAAUUCAUUCUUAAACUAGCCAAAAAACCGAAAAAAAGUGAAGUCAUUUAAUUAGAACAUCCUGAAAGUGCGCUAAUAAUAGAUAAAUAGAUAAGUUAUGAUACGUUUAUGCUUAGCUCUGGGUGCCUUAUUAAGGAUCAUAUUAAAUGCGGCUAUGCGACUAUAAUUUCCGCUUUUGGUCUAGGUGAGCUUCCUAUCCGGUUCUUUCCUAAUCAUGCCGUCUUGGCAUCAAGUCAUAAUUCUUUUUGUCUCCGAGCAAACAAUUUUUUCGUAAAAAUUUAAAACUUGCUCCGCGUGAAAAAAUAAAAGUAGUGAAAUAUAUAAAUCAAGUGACUUUUCAUUUUCGUUUACUCUUUAUCCUCGUAUUUGUCGCCAACAUUUAGCCACCCGAUAAAGUAAACACAACCCUUAAUGCGCUUCAAACUGCAUCAGUCAGCAAAUUUCAAUUUCACGAUGCUGGUAAAUAACUUCAGAAUAAAGCUUUUAUCCUAAACAUAACUAAAAGUUCAAAUCAAAAGCUUCUGGCCCAUCAGGAUUGGAUCAGGAUAAAGAAUUAGAAGAUCAGGCUGAAAGGGGACGAGAUCGAGAACAGCUUCAAACAAAAGAUAAGCUAGUG
Drosophila melanogaster (fruit fly) is the source of this 1878-nucleotide messenger RNA. RefSeq names its product Ste20-like kinase (gene Stlk). Lineage: Eukaryota; Metazoa; Arthropoda; Insecta; Diptera; Drosophilidae. Gene Ontology annotation, molecular function: protein serine/threonine kinase activator activity; ATP binding. The transcript is spliced from 4 exons. Bases 58 to 1098 code for a protein of 346 amino acids. The record is from RefSeq and is marked reviewed.